Trichoplusia ni (cabbage looper) is the source of this 2827-nucleotide messenger RNA. Its product is annotated as mucin-2-like. Gene Ontology annotation, cellular component: extracellular region. The transcript has 6 exons. Gene Ontology annotation, molecular function: chitin binding. Bases 92 to 2473 code for a protein of 793 amino acids. Lineage: Eukaryota; Metazoa; Arthropoda; Insecta; Lepidoptera; Noctuidae. The record is from RefSeq and is a predicted model, not a curated record.
AGUAUAUAAUACAUUUAAAUAAGGUAAUUGCAGUAUAUCAUAUUAGUGGUCAUUGUAACGUUAAGUGAAAAGAAUAACCAGCGAACAAGUUAUGAUAAAGACCCUCCUAUUCCUGACGGCCCUCGGGCUCGUCGCCGCGCGUCCUGAAGUCAGCGACGCGGAGAAGAACCCCGCUCUCCACGAGCCGCACCCAGACUGCCCUCCCGCUGAGCAGCACUGGCUCCUGCCUCACGAAUACGACUGCACCAAGUUCUACUACUGUGAAUAUGGUCUCAAGUUCAUCGCACCGAGAGACUGUGCUCCUGGUACCGAAUUCAAGUUCUCCGCUCAGACUUGUGUUCACGCCGCUUUAGCCGGAUGCACCCUGCCAGGACCUCCAGCUGAGACAACCCAGGCCCCAGCAACAACUCAGGCCCCAACAACCACCCAGGCCCCAACCACAACUACUCAGGCCCCUACUACAACCACCCAGGCCCCAACCACAACCACCCAGGCCCCAACCACCACCCAGGCCCCAACUACCACUCAGGCCCCUACUACUACCACUCAGGCCCCAACCACAACCACUCAGGCCCCUACCACAACCACCCAGGCCCCAACCACCACCCAGGCCCCAACUACCACCCAGGCCCCAACUACCACUCAGGCCCCAACUACAAUCACCCAGGCUGCAACUACCCCAGCCGCAACUACCCCGGCCGCAACUACCCCGGCCGCAACUACCCCUGCUGCGACAACCCCCGCUGCAACUACCCCAGGUGUUCCUGCACCCACUUCAGCCCCAGUCUGGCCCCCGAUCUGUGAACUGUUGCCCAACGGUUGCCCAGCUGACUUCGACAUCCACUUGUUGAUUCCCCACGACAAGUACUGCAACCUCUUCUACCAGUGCUCAAACGGUUACACCUUCGAACAGAGGUGCCCUGAGGGACUCUACUUCAACCCCUACGUCCAGCGCUGCGACUCUCCUGCUAACGUUGAAUGCGACGGCGAAAUCAGCCCCGCACCCCCAGUCACAGAAGGCAACGAAGACGAAGACAUUGACAUCGGAGACCUCCUCGACAAUGGAUGCCCAGCUAACUUCGAAAUCGACUGGCUCUUGCCCCACGGAAACCGUUGCGACAAGUAUUACCAGUGCGUCCACGGUAACUUGGUAGAGAGGCGUUGUGGAGCCGGCACCCACUUCAGUUUUGAACUUCAGCAAUGUGACCACAUCGAGCUCGUUGGCUGCACCCUCCCCGGCGGCGAGAGCGAAGAAGUUGACGUCGACGAGGAUGCCUGCACCGGCUGGUACUGCCCCACGGAACCCAUUGAAUGGGAGCCCCUCCCCAACGGCUGCCCUGCCGACUUCAGCAUCGACCACCUCCUCCCCCACGAGAGCGACUGCGGCCAGUACCUACAGUGUGUCCAUGGACAGACUAUCGCAAGACCUUGCCCUGGAAACCUGCACUUCAGUCCUGCCACACAGUCCUGUGAGUCUCCUGUGACCGCUGGUUGCCAAGUUUUCGAGUGCGAUUCUGACAACCAGUGCACAUCGACUGCUGCCCCGACAGCUGCUCCAACGGCUGCCCCAACGGCUGCCCCAACUGCCGCACCCUCCACCGUGGUCCCACCUGCAACGCCACCCGCAACUGCAGCCCCAGUCCCACCUACAACCGCAAUUCCUACUCCGGCCCCCACCGCUGCCCCCACCGCAGCUCCUACUACUGCUGCCCCUGAAUCCCCAACCACUGUCACAGUACCACCUACUGCUGCUCCCACCGCAGCCCCUACUACUGCUGUCCCUGAAAUCCCAAUCACUGUCACAUCAGCGCCUACCGCUGCCCCCACCGCUGCCCCCACCGCAGCCCCUACUACUGCUGUCCCAGAAAUCCCAACUACUGUCACAUCACCACCUACUGCUGCCCCUACUACCGCAGCACCUGCCCCCAACACCACAGUCACUGUACCACCCACUGCUGCCCCCACUACCGCAGCACCUGCCCCCAACACCACAGUGACUGCACCACCCACCGCAGCCCCUACUACCGCAGCACCUGCCCCCAACACCACAGUCACUGUACCACCCACUGCUGCCCCCACUGCAGCUCCCCCUACCGUCGCACCUGCACCCAACACCACAGCUGCCCCGGUAACUACAACCAGCGCACCAGCCACCACACCUGAAGAUGAUGACAUCGACCCCCCUCUCCCCAACGACCCCAUCAACCCUUGCGUUGAAGAAUGCAACGUUUUGCCCUGGGCUCACGCUGACUGCGACAAAUACUGGGUCUGUGACGGCAACAACCAAGUCCUGGUGGUCUGCUCUGAGGGUCUCCAGUUCAACCCCACUACUAAGACCUGUGACUUCGCUUGCAACGUCGGUUGCGUGAGAAGCAACAUCCAGAUGUCUGAAAGCUACGAAGGAGUCCAGGUCUUCAUCCCAUGGAACAAACUUGAUGAAGACAUCAGACAGGCGCUGAACUUUGAGUUGUAAACCUACUUAAAUUAAUGAAGGUUUUGUUUUAUUUUUGAGUUAUUAUUCCAAUGGGCGGGAAAGUCCGCCAUUAUUGGGUCUUGCCAGUUUUGAGGAAACCUUUUUUUUUACUACCAACAUUCUUGUGAACCCAUAUUUAUUACGUAUUAAACAUCGUGAUUUGAAAAACGUUACAUGAUUUUUUCAUUAAUUUGAAACAAUUUAUGUUGUUUUUGUUCUCAUUAAAUAUCAAAAAUCAUUUUCGAAACUGGCAAUUUUGGAUUGGAAUAAUCAACAAAUGGUUAAGAAAAAAAACGAUUUCUUAAAAAUGUAUUUAUUAUAAAAUGUGUAAAUAAAUAUACAAAUUAGCAUUUA